AUGCGUUCACAGAAGAUGAUGCGCCGGAAGAAGAAUGUCAAGAAGGGAAUUCAGUUUUGUCUGAUGGUCUGUGGUGCUUCAGGAACAGGCAGAACAACCUUCGUCAACACUCUCUGCAGCAAGAGUGUAUUGAACCACAAGGACUCCGAUGAUGCUAGCGCCGCUCACGUCGAGGAUGGUGUCAAAAUCAAGCCCAUUACCGUUGAGCUUGAAUUGGACGAGGAGGGUACCCGCAUCUCCUUGACCAUUGUUGACACCCCCGGCUUCGGCGACCAGAUCGACAACGAAGCUAGCUUCUCAGAGAUUGUUGGGUAUCUCGAGAGACAAUAUGACGACAUCUUGGCCGAGGAGUCGCGUAUCAAGCGAAACCCCAGAUUCAGGGACAACCGAGUACACGCUAUGUUGUACUUCAUUACCCCUACUGGUCAUGGUCUCCGUGAACUCGAUAUCGAAUUGAUGAAGCGCCUUGCCCCCCGUGUCAACGUUAUUCCCGUUAUUGGCCGAGCCGACUCUCUGACUCCCGCCGAGCUUGCUGAGUCGAAGAAACUCGUUAUGGAGGACAUCGAGCAUUACCGAAUCCCUGUCUACAACUUCCCCUACGAUAUUGAGGAGGAUGACGAAGAUACUGUGGAGGAAAAUGCCGAGCUCCGAGGUCUUAUGCCCUUUGCCAUAGUUGGUUCUGAGGAGGUUAUCGAGAUUGGUGGUCGAAAAGUCCGAGCUCGUCAAUAUCCUUGGGGUGUCGUCGAGGUUGACAACCCUCGUCACUCCGACUUCCUAGCUAUCCGAUCCGCCCUGCUCCACAGCCAUCUUGCCGACCUUAAGGAAAUUACCCACGAUUUCCUUUACGAGAACUACCGUACCGAGAAGCUUAGUAAGAGCGUUGAAGGAGGUGCUGGAGUUGACUCAUCUAUGAACCCCGAAGACCUGGCCUCCCAGUCCGUCCGCCUAAAGGAGGAACAACUCCGCCGAGAAGAGGAGAAGCUCCGCGAGAUCGAAGUCAAGGUCCAGCGCGAGAUCAACGAGAAGCGACAAGAACUUUUGGCCCGCGAAUCUCAACUUCGCGAGAUCGAGGCAAGGAUGGCACGAGAAGCCGCUGCUGCCUCUGGCACGCCCGAGGCGAAUGGCGACGAUGGCAACUAA
Hypoxylon trugodes is the source of this 1140-nucleotide messenger RNA. RefSeq names its product Septin-domain-containing protein. Lineage: Eukaryota; Fungi; Ascomycota; Sordariomycetes; Xylariales; Hypoxylaceae. The transcript is spliced from 6 exons. Gene Ontology annotation, biological process: cytoskeleton-dependent cytokinesis. Bases 1 to 1140 code for a protein of 379 amino acids. The record is from RefSeq and is a predicted model, not a curated record. Gene Ontology annotation, cellular component: cell division site; cytosol; microtubule cytoskeleton. Gene Ontology annotation, molecular function: molecular adaptor activity; GTPase activity; GTP binding.